GAGCUGGCGAAAAAGCCCCGACGGCGCCCCAUAGAAAUGGGCAUGGGAGAGGAAUAUAGGCGCGGAGACAGGCAGCUGAGUGGCUGAGGCGAUAAACGCAGGCAGGUCUUCUUCCGAGCUUGCCAGAAGAUUGCGAACUAGGUACGGGUGGUCUGCAAAGUGACGGCUGGCUGCGGCAAAGGGGUGCGAGGCGCUAGGUGCUCGCCCAGAGCUAGGGUUGGACCGUCUGAGGGCCAGGAAAAGGUUUGAGGCCUGGCUGUGGGAGUACAGCCUGCUCCCUCUGGAACUGGAAAGAAUUGCUCAUCCUACACCAAGCCCUGGGCAGAGGGGCUCAAGCACUGAAAACAUGCCCAUUUUGAAGCAGCUGGUGUCAAACUCUGCAAGCUCCAAACGUCGCUCCCGGGUGGAUCUGACAGCAGAGAUGAUCAGUGCUCCCUUGGGUGAUUUUCGUCAUACCAUGCACGUGGGCCGAGCGGGCGAUGCCUUUGGUGACACCUCAUUCCUGAACAGCAAGGCCGGCGAGGGUGAGCAGGAGGCUGCCGAGGAGACCAGUUCCUCAUCCAAGCCCAGCCUGCUGUCUCGGAAGUUCCGCAGUAGCAAGCGGUCUCAGUCCGUGACGCGUGGCGAACGAUGGGACAUGCUGGGCUCUCUGAGGGACUCUGCUAUUUUUGUGAAGAAUGCCGUUUCCCUUCCUCAGCUCACUGAGAAGGAAGCAGACAAGAGUAGUGGGAAACAGCUGCCCAAGAGCCUUUCCUCCAGCCCGGUCAAGAAAGCACCCGAGGAGAAGAGCCCUGAAGAGAGACACAUGAAUGGUGCUGCUGCAGCCCCCGGCUCUGGACCCCACAGCCCUGGCUUGGAAGAACGGGAUUUUGGUGACAUAACCGACUUGCCUGUAGUUUUGCACAAGAACAGCUAUGGCCUGAAGCAUGCAGAGUCCAUCAUGUCGUUUCAUAUUGACCUUGGGCCUUCUAUGCUGGGUGAUGUCUUGGGCAUAAUGGAUUCGUGGGAACAAGAGGAUUCUGGUUACCAAGGGGCAGAGGAGCCCCAAAGAGAUGCAGGUCCUGUGGAGGCAUCAGCAGCACACUGGCUUAGCCAGGAAAGCAAACUUGCACAGGAUUCCUUGGCCCAUUGUGAUGAAAACAGGGCAGCAACGUACAGUCCUGGCUCCGCCCGCAGCACUACAAGUCGUCUCACGAUGGACAGCAGUUCUGUCUCCAGCUGUGCAUCUGUGGGGGAAGAACAGCGUAGCUUUGCCUCCAAAGGACAAAACCAUGGCAUUCCAGAGGAUAUGAGGCAUGAGGUGUCCUCUAAACAGCCGGAUAAAGAAUUCUCCUUCAUGGAUGAAGAAGAUGAUGAGAUAAGAGUAUAA
Gekko japonicus is the source of this 1369-nucleotide messenger RNA. RefSeq names its product CDC42 effector protein 4 (gene CDC42EP4). The record is from RefSeq and is a predicted model, not a curated record. NCBI's taxonomy places the organism in Eukaryota, Metazoa, Chordata, Lepidosauria, Squamata, Gekkonidae. The transcript has 2 exons. The coding region runs from base 347 to 1369 and encodes 340 amino acids.